GGCUCUUAUAUCAUCCAGGUAAAGACAUGGACGAAUGACAUGAAUGCCUAGGCACGCUUCAACGCGGCUUAUGUUUCAAUGCUGGAUGGAGCAUUGUGUGUCGCCCCCUGAGCGGGGUUCAUAGUCCCGCUACCAUCGUCAUGCGGGGAAAGUACGCAGCCAACGAGAUGUGAUGCUCGGAAUGGCGGAAUCCAGUGGACAUCGUGAGAACAUCUUCAGUCAAGUCACCAGCGGUGAGGUGGUGGAGAGAGAGCGAGAGCCGUGGACCUUUGGUAUGGAUACCCCGUGAGUUGUCUGCCUCGAAAUGAUGGAGAUUAUGAGGCGCUUGGGGAGAUUCUGGGGAAGAGGCAGAGCCACCCGCGUCACCCCCCGACCCCGCGACCCCCGCUUCCGCUGCAUGCACUUCCAGUUCCGUGGCCGUGACCCACUCGGCCGUCCACUGCCAGUGCCAUCCGGGGGGGGAAGGAUGAACUGGUAGCUGGUACCCCUCGCCACUACUUUGUCCCCUACUGUUUUCCGGCGCAACAUGUAUUUAAGGUCCUGCGGGGACGCCCUCUCGUCCUCGCUGCUUCCCCAUUCCCCUCACAGCUUCCCACCUUGACACCUGAAACAGCGAGCUGGUUUCGUUCUUCCUGUCCCAAUCUGUCCAUAUCCCAAGCUGUUACACGAAGCUGCCAACAUCAUGGCCAACGUCUUCACCGAGCUCAAGACCCCUACCACGGGCACCUACAAGCAGCCCACCGGACUCUUCAUCAACAACGAGUUCGUCGAGGGUGUCGAGAAGAAGACCUUUGAGGUCAUCAACCCCGCCACCGAGGAGGUCAUCUGCUCCGUCCACGAAGCCACCGAGGCCGACGUCGACAUUGCCGUCAAGGCUGCUCGCGAUGCCUUCGAGGGCCCGUGGCGCCAGGUUACCCCUCAGCAGCGUGGAAACUUGCUGCUUAAGCUUGCCGACCUGAUCGAGAAGAACCUUGAGCUCCUUGCUUCCGUCGAGUCCCUUGACAAUGGCAAGUCCAUCACCAUGGCUCGUGGAGAUGUUGGCGCCGUUGUUGGUUGCAUUCGGUACUAUGGCGGCUGGGCCGACAAGAUUGAGGGCAAGACUAUUGAUAUUGCGCCAGACAUGUUCCACUACACCAGACUCGAGCCGAUUGGCGUCUGCGGCCAGAUCAUCCCAUGGAACUUCCCACUUCUGAUGCUCGGCUGGAAGAUUGGACCUGCUCUGGCUACCGGUAACACUGUUGUUCUCAAGACCGCUGAGCAAACGCCUUUGUCCGGUCUCGUCUUUGCUCAGUUCGUCAAGGAGGCUGGUUUCCCUCCCGGUGUUCUCAACAUCAUCUCUGGCUUCGGCAAGACUGCCGGCGCUGCCAUCUCUUCCCAUAUGGACAUCGACAAGGUCGCCUUUACUGGCUCCACUGUUGUUGGCCGCACCAUCAUGAAGGCCGCUGCCUCUUCUAACCUCAAGAAGGUCACCCUCGAACUGGGCGGCAAGUCCCCCAAUAUCGUCUUCAACGAUGCCGAUAUCGAGCAGACCAUCAGCUGGGUCAACUUUGGUAUCUACUUCAACCACGGCCAGUGCUGCUGCGCCGGAUCUCGUAUCUACGUGCAGUCCGGCAUCUACGACAAGUUCGUCGCCGCUUUCAAGAAGCGCGCUGAGGCGAACAAGGUCGGCGACCCAUUCCACCCUGAGACCUUCCAAGGCCCCCAGGUGUCUCAGCUCCAAUACGAUCGUAUCAUGGAGUACAUUGAGUCCGGCAAGAGCGAAGGCGCUACAGUCGAGACUGGUGGUGCCCGUCACGGUGACAAGGGCUACUUCAUCCAGCCCACCAUCUUCACCAACGUCAGCCCCAAGAUGAAGAUCAUGCAGGAAGAGAUCUUCGGCCCCGUCUGCGCUAUCGCCAAGUUCGACACCGAGGAGGAGGUCCUCCAGAUGGCCCACGACACCAUUUAUGGUCUUGCCUCUGCUGUCCACACCAAGGAUCUCAACACCGCGAUCCGGGUCGCCAACUCCCUCCGUGCCGGUACCGUCUGGGUCAACUGCUACAACCUGCUUUCGCACCAGCUGCCAUUCGGUGGUUAUGCUCAGAGUGGUAUCGGGCGCGAGUUGGGUGAGGAGGCUUUGGCCAACUACACGCAACACAAGUCUGUCGCCAUCAGAUUGGGUGGUGCGUUGUUUGGUUAAGCGUCUUGCUGUCGGGAUAGGGUAAAAGUGUGUCUGGUUCAGGGGUAAUGAAUUGGGAGCUUGAUGUAUUCUUACAAUGUAACGUACUCUGGGUUGCGGGUUAGGCCUAAUCUUUGGGUGUAUCAGGGUUACGAAGUAAUGACAAAACGCGAUGAUAUUCGAACAUUUUAUGAUACGUCCUCUUGAACCACACGUUGUCAUGUAUGGCCAAAUUAUGGUCUUCAAAAGAAGUGAUGAUACAUGUACCUUUUGAAGGCCUUUGGCAAUCCACGAUAACUCUGCCAUGUUUUUGACCGGUAGAGAUCAAGGCGCAUCCCUUUCUGCUUCCGGUCUUGUGGGCAUACGGAGGGCAGUGCUCUCCGCCAGGGCACAUCGGCUGGGCACAUCGGCUCGGCC
Messenger RNA from Podospora bellae-mahoneyi, 2575 nucleotides. RefSeq names its product aldehyde dehydrogenase (NAD(P)(+)) ald5 (gene ALD5). The transcript has 3 exons. NCBI's taxonomy places the organism in Eukaryota, Fungi, Ascomycota, Sordariomycetes, Sordariales, Podosporaceae. The record is from RefSeq and is a predicted model, not a curated record. Gene Ontology annotation, molecular function: aldehyde dehydrogenase (NAD+) activity. The coding region runs from base 683 to 2179 and encodes 498 amino acids.